AAUAGCAAAACAGAAUAACAAUAGACAAGGAAGAGACUCCCCGUUGUCUCUGCUUGCAUAUCCGUUAGGCCCAUGAUACUAAAACUAACAUGUUAGUUUUCAUCAGAAAAUAUUUCAAGCAACGAAAAAGCCUUAAUUCUACACGGACGGACUGGAAUUAACACUAAGAAAAUAUACGCCGCAUGGGUUAUUACCUUUAUUGUUAAAUUUCAUAUGUGGUUACUCUGUCAUUGUUAGCAACUUUAUGUCAGCUUUUUUUGUAGGAAGUGCAGUUUUCCAUAGAUUUUACAGCAUAAAUCGUUUUUGGUGUAUCUAAGCAGAGAUGAGACAGCUAGUGUUGAACAAAACGAUUGGGACUGCUUUGCCCAACGGACGAGCUGGCCAUUCUCAGGCCCUACACAGGAAGGCUACCACAACACGACCAAAAGGCAAUUGAGAUUGGAGCAUGAAUAUAAAAGCAAAGAAAGCAAUAUGGAAACGCCUAUAGAUGCUUCAAAAGCAAUCACUUCAAAAAAACGAAACCGCAGCAAAUGGGAUAACAACUGUCGGAUAAGUUCCGAAAGGUCGUCUAACACUCUCUGUGAAUCUACACUGAGCCAAGUUUCUCAAAUCGAAAUAGGCCAGUUUUGCCCGAAAAACUUGUUUUAUAUAUUUAUAGUGAAUGAAAGUGACGAUAAAUCCGCUUCUUUAUUGAGCAACUUGAUAGAUAUUAAUAAGCGCUAUGAAGAGCUAUCAUCUAUUACUUUUAUAUCGCGAGAUGAUGUUUUGGACUUUGGACGCACUAGCACAGACUGUAUUUAUCCAAAUCACCUGAAGCCUUUACUGUUGAGCGUUAUAGAAAAUACCCACAGCGCACCAGGUGAGAUCACAAUAAAUGAUGAAAGUCAAAUCUUAAAAUUAAAACUGAUUCAAGUUAUGUACAGUCAGUAUGUAGUUAAAGUCAAGGAAGACGACAAGCGACGAAGUUUAGAAAGUUUUUUAAAUGUUCUCACGAAGGAAUGCAAAAAAAAGCAAAAAAAGGACGAGACGUUUUCUAAGGAAGAAGACAAAAACAAGUAUCAAGGGAAAGAUGAAAAUAAAAGGAAACUCGGAAAAAGUUUCAAUGACGGUAGUAAAAACGAGAAAAUUGAUUACACUCCAAUUCCACUCACUAACGACGGUGUAAGCUAUGAAGAAAAUAUUUUCGAUUACGUUUGGUUUUACUGUUUUCACGGUUUCUAUAACGCUGACAUUAUUCAGAAUUUAUUGGAGCAGGUUGGUGUCCCUGUAUCCGGAAUAAUUAAAUUUAUUGAUCAGAAAGAAGCAAAUGAUCCAAGUGGUGUGGGCCUAUUUUGGAAUAAAAUUGAACAGAUCUUUUUUGGAAACACCACACCAUAUAAAUAUUUACAAAAUACGAUAUUACUUCAGUUUUGUGUAUCAGAAUUCUCCGAUUCGCUAGUUGUUCUCGAAGAGUUCGUCACCAUGCUCCGAAAAGUCCUUAAUGUAAAAUUAACUCACUUAAACUACAUUCAGCAUCUGAAGGUCCAUAAAAUGCAACAUUCCUAUAGAGUGAUUCAAAUCGACUGCUUAAAAAAAUACAAUAGAUAUUUGCGAAAUAUACCUAGUGAGUGCAUUAACCCGCAACUAGUCUUGAGUGGACUGUUGGACGAAGUAGGUUUUUCGAUGGAAUCAGAUGUGUCCGAGAAAUCCAGCCUGAGCAGCAUAUUAUUUUCCAAACAUCUUAAACCAAGCAAAUCAUCCCACUGUAUGGAAUUAAUGCGUGAGACAAAUGCAAUGGCCUCAAAGCAAAAAAGUCGAACGCAAGUAAACCUAAUGGUGGCAAAUGAUGAUAAACACAGCUUCCUGGUCCAUGAUGAUAAUAUCUUAGUAAAAGUACUAAAGUCUUAUAAAUAUACAGGAGCUAAAAGUGCAAAUGAUACUUUGAAUUUGAUGAACCGUAUUCCAAUUUUCUCGGGCUUGAACUAUUUAAAUAAUAUUCUAGACAUUGCGCAUAAACACGAUGUUAAUCCUUCUGCAAAUCAAACAGCACGAAGCGAUUUGGUUGAUAAUUUGAUGUACGUAUUUUUAUUUAGUAAAUUGAUUAAUAAUAUGAGUAGAUCCGAUUUAAAAUCCGUACAAGUUCCUCUAAGUAAUUUGUGGACUUUCGACUUAUACCAAUAUUGGAAAGAAGUGGAACUAAAAUUUCAUAAUGAGAUCGAGGGACAUUCUGACGAAAAUGUUUAUGAUACAUCCAUAGUACACUUCCGUUGGAAAGAAAAUCUUAGCAAAGAGGUUUUAAUCCAAAAAGUAUUUGCUGCUUCGGACAAAUUUUUAUAUGCCCAUAAACAGUAUUCGCCUGAGUCUGAUAAUUAUUUAGUCGCAUUUUCGGACAAACUAGACGACUUUGGGAUUAACAUUAAAAUAGUAGAUGUACUAGUCCGAACUCCCGUUUGUAUACGAGAUUUCUGUAGAUACCUGGUAGUUGACGAAUCCAGGUGGUUAAAAAAUAAUAGAAUACAUAUGAACGAACACACGUUUAAACCUGCUUUUCAAGAGAAUUGUCCUGGAGUUCGCAAAGUAAAGACGCAGCUUAAUGUGUUUGAGGAAUAUUUCUAUUUGUUGGACGAAAACGUAAAUGAAGACAGCAUGAAUGACCUGCAAACCGAUUCCUCGCCACCAUGUCGCCCAUAUAAUCAAAAGGCAGAACUUAGUUUUUCUAAUAUUUUGAGUAACUUGGAGAAGUGUUCUGCAGAUAUGAACUUAAUGGAAGAAACCGAAACUUCUUACGGAGAUGAAGAUAUGCUUGCCUACGAUUUGGGCAGUAAUAUAUUCAAAGUUGUCGGCAAAGUUACAACGUUUCAUAGCCAUGAUUCUGUGAAAGUAACCAUUGACAAUACAAAAUUCCUUCAAGCCCCGGAUCAAUGCACUUUCACUGUGGACAGUGCAGAAUCUACCCUCAUAUUGCAUACUUCAGAAUUUUUAUUAUCGCAACCUUUCCUUGGAACAAUUAUAUUGAAUGAUAACACUCGGAUAAGCUUUUCCGUGCCAGAGAAACCGCAAAUCGAGUGUACAGAGGGAAGAAAUACAUUGACUGAAAAUCCUGUAGAUGUUGGAGACGGUGAGAGCGAAAUUGGAAAUAUUGUUUAUGACAACGAUACUUCCCCUGUUGGUAACGAAGCUGCAAGCGGCGAACAAUUUGUGCAUUAUGUAGAUGCAGACUUCAUUACUAUGCUACUAGAGGGAAAACCCUUAGAAGCCCUUUCAGCAAAAGAGGAGACGGCGGAUUUGCUGGAAUCUGUUAUAAAAGCAACAGAAAAUAAUGGAGUUAUAUAUAAAGUGAAUAAACAAUCAAGUUAUCUUAAGAGGCGGAACGCUAAUUUAAAAUUGCCUUUAGAAGAUGCCCUAAGAAAUAUCGUUUCUCCAGGAGCAUUUAAUUCUCGGGGGCAAAAAGCAGUUUUCGCAUCGCCAUGUCGAUCGAAUCAAGACCCCAAUUUCGAGAUAAAAACCUCUAUUGACUUUCGAAUUUGUUUACCAAACGGUUUAUAUAUUCGACCACAUUUAAGUGUAAUAGAUAAAAAAAAUAUUAUGAUUAAGCAAGAAUAUGCCGCUCAAAAGCCAAAUGUACUUGCCAUUCAACAAGAAGAAUUUAGAUUGUUCAGCAAUCAAGGGUUGGUGCUUAUCAAGAAGGUUGAUGGUACCAUGAGCAUUUUGAAAGCGAACGGAGAUAUGUUUCAUUUUGAAAAAUUGAACGGCGGCAUCGAGGAGAAAAGCAAGGUAAAUGCUUGUAAUUGCCCCACCAGUGCUGACUACCGAAAUAAACUGAAUAAA
Molecule: messenger RNA, 3807 nt
Organism: Dendroctonus ponderosae (mountain pine beetle)
Lineage: Eukaryota; Metazoa; Arthropoda; Insecta; Coleoptera; Curculionidae
Biological process (GO): axonemal central apparatus assembly; epithelial cilium movement involved in extracellular fluid movement
Cellular component (GO): axonemal central apparatus
Source: RefSeq, a predicted model, not a curated record